Mya arenaria is the source of this 2361-nucleotide messenger RNA. RefSeq lists its product as uncharacterized. The transcript is spliced from 5 exons. Bases 319 to 1800 code for a protein of 493 amino acids. Lineage: Eukaryota; Metazoa; Mollusca; Bivalvia; Myida; Myidae. The record is from RefSeq and is a predicted model, not a curated record.
CACCAAACUUCCGGUUAAACACGAAGUUGACCAACAUGGAACUCCAACAUGGAAUAUUUAGCAGUUUGUUAAGAUUACAGAAUUAAAUCCAGUAACGUUAGGUCUACCUUAAUUAUCAGGAACAUAUAAGAUCACCUUGGUUAAUUUCGGACCAAAGUAGGGGUGUUCUCAGCGCAGUAAGGAAACUUUGUCAAAGGCGUAAUUAAAAUGAUGUCAAAAAUGGACAAACACGAUUUGGACAGUAGCUUAGAUUGAGCAAAUAUGGAUAUUUAAAAGCUAAAAAGGUAAAAAAGAAGAUAGAAGAUAGAAUACCUCAAAAUGAGAGACAACACAUGUUUCAUCACUUGUUUACCAGAUGGGACAAGCCUCCCUGAAGUUGUGGAAUACUGGAUGGAAAAAACAUCCUCUUCAUUUAUCUUGAUUGCAAAGUUUCAUGAGCUUGUUAUAAAUUUUAAUCCCCAACAGAAUACAAUUGAUAGAAUUAAAGACAUUCCCGGUAGUAAACGCUGUAAGAAUUUGGCUGAGAUUCAUUCCAAGGAAGAUGAAAAUGUUAUGGUGAUCAGAGAAAAUGGUGAAAAUCAUGUACAAGUACAUGAGGAAUCAAGCGAAAUCAACUCUAUCAUUGAGAAGAUUAAGAAGCAAGCAAUAAUGAGAAAAUGUUUUUUAAAUUGGGAGUUAAAGAAAGAUUGUAAUGAAUGCACAAGCCAUCAAAAACAAACUCAACCAAAUUGUAAUGACCUUUGUUACAAUAACAUUGAAUGUGCUGAUUGCAUCUCUGCAGAAGAAGAUCAUAGAAUAGGAAACACAAUAUAUUUGCCAACUGUCAUAAAUAGCCGAAAGUACAGAAGACAUUCUUUAGAAGAAGUUAGAGAUGAAGAAAGAGAUCCCAUUUUGCUUGGCAUUGGUUUUGAUGAUAAUGGUUUUUCAAUUUCAUUGUCUGAUUGUAAGAAUAAGAACAGAAAUGAUGAAAAUCAUGAUGCUGAAAAAAACCUCAACAACGAUGUUUUGCUUGAUAAAAGUAAAUUGAAUGCUACCAAACUGCAUCUAGACUUACUGGAAAUAUGUUACUGGAACGGUCUAAUAGGCAUGAUUCGUGAAAGAACCACACUUCCGGAAAUGCUCUUCUUUCACAUCGACAUUGUUGCUUAUCCAAGUAGACGACGAGUAAGGAGGCGUUCUCAACAACAGGCUGAGGAACAUCCUAGAUAUCAUGCACAGUGCACAGAGGAGUCAAAAGUACAGGACAGGGAAUCGAGAAACUAUGACAUUGUCACCUCAACAUCGCCUGUGUUUUCCGACAGGGACUCAGCAACCGCCACCAACACCCCUCUCCCUGUAACACCCACCCUCAAUAUCCCAUACGCCCAGGAGAGGGCCCGUCAGGACAUGGUCCAGGGGCAGGGCCAGCACAGUAUAGCAGGAGGGGGCAGAACAAACCCUAGGCACCCCCAGUACCAGGACCAAACGGCACGACAGAGGUCAUUUACUAACUGGCCUGCAACAGCCCAUCAGGCACCGGCACGCAUGGUCGAGUUUGGAUUCUUUUAUACAGGUCAUGAUGUAGACAUUCAUUGGCCCCCGCCACCACAACUGAUUGCCGAUUGUGACCAUGCUGAGGCUAUUAGAGAGAAUCAGCGCCUAAAAAGGAUCCUGAAGUGUAUUCAGUGUAAGAGAAAUGACUGUAAUUUGCUAUUCUUGCCAUGCAGUCACCACCGCCUGUGUGUGCCAUGCGCAGAAAAUAUCACCAACUGUCUGGUGUGUGGAAGAGAGGUGGAGGAAAAAGUGAAAACGUACAGGUAACCCCUGUUUAGCAAGAGAGGGGUAUAGGAAAAGCAUUGAUUGAUGUUAUUGUACGGCUUUUGUAAAUCGAAAUGUCUUUUGCGUAAUGCCUGCAUGAUUUCUCUUAGGUGUCACCUGUUUAUCAUAGAAAUAAUAUAUUAGGGAUCGCAUGGUGUUUUUGAUAGUGUCAACCAUCAUAUUCAUAAUUUCAAAGAGGAAAAGGAUUGGUUAGCUAUAGCAGUUUCGUAAUAGUUUUGUGAAUCAUACUCAAAAAUGAUGAAAAACGGUUGCAAGAAAACGACAAUGUUAUGAUCAAAUAUAAGCCGCAAUAUCAAGUGAACUAUUAUUAUAGUAUCACCAAUGACCAAGUAUUGUCUAUUCUAUCUGCCAGUCUUGUAACCUAUGAGUAAAUGAAGGAGCUUUUUUGAUUUGAGUAGACUUGGAGAUGAAUUAUGUUUCUUCAUGUAUGUGUGUGUUUUUUGAAACAACCAUGUAUGUUGACAGUGAAUUUGGCGAAUGUCUAGGGAAUCUGAAAAAUUGUAUUUCACGUGGUAAAGGAAAUAACGUUUUAAAGGCACAUAU